Messenger RNA from Hordeum vulgare subsp. vulgare (domesticated barley), 994 nucleotides. RefSeq lists its product as uncharacterized. The transcript has a single exon. NCBI's taxonomy places the organism in Eukaryota, Viridiplantae, Streptophyta, Magnoliopsida, Poales, Poaceae. The record is from RefSeq and is a predicted model, not a curated record. Bases 36 to 626 code for a protein of 196 amino acids.
CGAUCCAACAGGCAAAACCCCCUCACGCUCACGCGAUGGGAGUCGCCGCCUCCGCCGCCUCCCCUCCCCCGGAGGCCGCCGAUCCACCAUCCAAAGAAGAUGCCCAGCAUGGCUCCGCCGUCGCCGCAGAAGCUGCGCCCCCGGAGGCCGCUGCGCCCGCCGAUUCACCGGCGAAAGAAGAGGCCCAGUCCGCUCCCGGCGGCGAGGCGGACGCGGCUGGGGAGACGGUGGUCCUGGACGCCUCCGCGGAGGGCGGCGAGGAGGAGGAAGGGGAGUGCGGGUUUUGCCUGUUCAUGAAGGGCGGCGGGUGCAAGGAGGAGUUCGUGGGUUGGGAGAAGUGCGUGGAGCAGGCGGAGGCGGAAGGCAGCGACGUCGUCGAGCGCUGCUACGACGCCACCUCCGCGCUGCGCAGGUGCAUGGACAAGUUCCCCGACUACUACGAGCCCAUCCUCCGCGCCGAGCGCGCCAUGGCCGAGGAUAUCGAGGCCUUCAAGGCCAGCGAAGCCUCCGGGGCCUCCCCUGCCUCGCCGCCGCCCCCGGCGGCCGAGGAGGAACAGGGCGACAGUAAGAAGCAGGCAGAUGCGGCGACGGCGGUGGCGAAGGAGAAGGAGGAUCUUGCGGUCUGAUCCCCUAGGCGCUGGAUCUUGCGAUUUUUUGGUGAGAUUUGAGGCAUCCUUGAUGUGGAUUAUUUUGUUUUACCUUGGGCGUGAUCUGCACGACUGGAGAGGGUGGCCUCUCCAAGAAAAAAAUCGAUUCUUUUGGUGGGAAUUAUACAAUUGUUCACGAGUUCUAACUCGUGAAUUAAUAUGGAGAAGUGAUCUUGUGCUGUAAUAAUCCAAUGCAUGGAUACUGAUUUGACACGAUUAGCUCUCGUGCUGAUCUUAUGCUUCAAAUUUGUAACGCCCAACUCAUCCGUAGCAAACAAUUGACAAGAAGUUUGUCCAGUAAUCAGUUCGUCAAACAAUAACUGAGUGAGCACUAAUCUCCGUUUUUA